Messenger RNA from Talaromyces amestolkiae, 1131 nucleotides. RefSeq lists its product as uncharacterized. The record is from RefSeq and is a predicted model, not a curated record. Bases 1 to 1131 code for a protein of 376 amino acids. NCBI's taxonomy places the organism in Eukaryota, Fungi, Ascomycota, Eurotiomycetes, Eurotiales, Trichocomaceae. The transcript has a single exon.
AUGUACUGUGGCAUUGAUCUGCUUGCUGCCGAAGUGGGCAACACGGUCGAAGCAAGCGUCUCGGAUUGCAUGGACCACUGCUCAUGGUUUCAACCCCGUUGCUUCGGCGUCACAUAUUACACCCAAAACCAAACAUGCUCCUACAAAGGCGAUGGCGUCAACUCGACCAUGCUGAGCACGUCGAAGAGUGACAAUGUCAACGUCAACAGCGCGAUCGCAUACGCAAAUCAAAUGGUGGCAUUGGACGGGACCUGUCCGUACCAAAACAACUCGGUGAUUGAAACCAGCGAAGGCAUGCCUUUCCGUAUAGUCUGUGAUCAGGAUAUGGCCGGCUGGGGCGACUACUUUCCUUGGGGAUAUGAUUAUCGACCACAUACGGAAACGAUGAGCGAGUGCAUGGAGAUCUGCUCCCAAGCGCACCCCUUAUGUCUCGGGGUAUCAUGGAACUCGGACCUAAGCGCUGGGUUCGGAAACUGCUACCUGAAAAACUCACAAAAUGGAUCUCUUUCCAGUGACACAAUACAUACACACUCCGCCCUAGUCAAUCUGCCGUCACUUGAUGCAUGUGAUUCAGUGUCCGACCCACAACAAAUCUUCAGCAACGACAAAACUUUCAACGUGACGUGCUUUGAAGGCCGGGUCGGAAGCAGCAACAUCACAUCGGUAUAUAGCGCGAAUAUUACGGGGUGUAUUGACGAAUGUGCAACGUACAAUGGGACAGAAUCUUGUCUUGCCGUCUUCUACGACAAUUCAUUUGACGAUGGAUUUGAAAACUGCUAUUUGUUGAAUGAUACGGGCACGGAAAUCGCUCCGUUGAAUUCUACCUACGCCGAACUUGUUUCAAGUGAUAAUUCGACCUCUACGUCUACGCCAGAUAGCAGCGACAACUCUUCAUCUAGUAAAGCGUGGGUCGCAGGCCCUGUUGUUGGCGCGGUAGCGGCUGUGACGAUCGUUGCAUUGGGAUUUCUCUGGUGGAGAAGAAGAGCAGGACGACGGCAAGAUACGAAAUUUACACCUAUAGAGCUAGAUCAGAGUCCUCCGCCGCAUAAGCCUGUGGAACUUUCGGGACUAUCUCAAAACCGUGUGCCGGAGAUGGACGGGGAAACGGUCGUGAGGCAUGAAUUGGCAUGA